CCCACUGAUGGACUGGAGGGAGAUGUGCUGCUUAUUGCCGGCUCAAGUCGCUCACCGGUCCUGAGGUGGAAAAUCUGUUACUGUUGGAAGGGUGGAAAAUGUACUGCAGGAGUGUGUGCUGCAACCGCUGGUCAUCUGAGGAGAGGUUAGAUGGGAAAACAGUCAUCAUCACUGGAGCCAACACUGGGAUUGGCAAAGAGACGGCCAGAGACCUGGCCAGAAGAGGUGCACGCAUCGUCAUGGCGUGCAGAGACUUGGAGAGGGCAGAGGAGGCUCGGACAGACAUUCUGGAAGACACAGGAAAUGAGAAUCUGAUCAUCAGGAAGCUGGAUCUGUCUGAUACCAAGUCCAUCAGAGCGUUCGCUGAGCUCAUCAACAAAGAGGAAAAACAAGUGAAUAUCCUGAUAAACAACGCAGGCAUUAUGAUGUGUCCCUACUCUAAGACCGCUGAUGGGUUUGAAAUGCAGUUAGGGGUCAAUCACUUGGGUCACUUCUUGUUGACUUACCUGCUGCUGGACCUGAUGAAGCGUUCGGCUCCGGCCCGUAUCGUUGUCGUGGCAUCGGUGGCUCACACCUGGACUGGGCUUCGACUGGAUGACAUCAACAGCGAGAGGAGUUAUGACACCAUGAAGGCUUACGGACAGAGCAAACUGGCUAAUGUGCUUUUUGCGCGCUCAUUAGCCAAACGGUUACAGGGUACCGGGGUGAGCGUGUUCUCUUUGCACCCGGGGGUGGUGCAAUCUGACCUGUGGCGACACCAGCACCAGUGUAUCCAGGUGGCGGUGAAGAUCUUUAGAAUUUUCACCAAGACAACGGUGGAGGGGGCACAGACCACCAUCUACUGCGCCGUGGAGCCGGGCCUGGAGAGCCUGAGCGGAGGGUACUUCAGCGACUGCGCCCCUGCAAGGUGCUCCAGGGCUGCUUCUGAUGAUGAAUCGGCCCAGAAGCUGUGGGAGAUCAGUUGCAACAUACUCGGCAUCACCUGGCAGUGAAUAGCGGCAAAUGAACCACGCAGAGAAAGACAUUGUAUUCUAACGUGCAAGUACCAUCUUUUAAACAGCACUGUUACGCACUUUUAUAGAUCCAUUAAUGUUGCUGUUUUUAAAAGAAAAAGAUGCGUAGUGGAGUCCGAUAGUAUCUAGAUCGCAGCAAAGAGCUUCUUUAUUUUAUAAAUUAUCCAAAACGAAUCACGUGUUUUAGUCAAAUAGUAUUAUCAAAAACUUUGUGAUGUUGAUCCUGAAGUGCUUGUUAGGUUUCUCUUAAAUUGUUUUAACACUUUUUGUAGAAUUUGAACACGUUGAAGACAUUUUUUUUUUUAACUGUUCUGCCUUUUUACUGUACUUUUACGAACAAAUGAGGACACUUUUUGUUCAGUCGGGUUAAGAGUGCAGGUGCUGCUCUAUCUUGCAAAGACAUUCAUCAGCAUGGUUUUUACCUUGGAUGUAAAAGAUCCAAAAUUCCUCUCAUGUAUGUCUCUUAAAAGUGUGGCAGUAGGAUAGUUUUUGGCUCCAAACUACCUCCAAAAGUCCCUUUUCAAAGUAACAUUCGAAUGACAUACAUGAUCAGGGCACGCAUUUUUGAAGUUGAAAAUUUAAACGCUUAGAUAACAGUUCAUUUGAAGUGGUUCCUGUUAAAGCCAUUUCCACGAACGAGGACUUCCCAGUAAGCGUGGGUCAUGAGCUGAAAAAAAAUCAAAGUGUAUACUUAUUGAUCAAUAAGAUUUGUGGAAAUGUUUUUCAUUAAGCUGUUUCAUAGAAUUGCUUUGUGUUUUAAUCAAAGAAGGAAAUGUGUAACAUCUCAAUGGUGUCAUUGUGUUGAGUUAAUAAAAACUCCACCACAAUAUGAAUGCAUGUGGUUCUAAUCAUGUUGUGUCAGCAUGUUGAGGCUUCACAUACCAUGUGAGAUUGUAAAUAUGUUAUGUAACAAUAUGACAUUAAACAAAAAUUAAACUCAUUAAACUGUC
Messenger RNA from Stegastes partitus (bicolor damselfish), 1963 nucleotides. RefSeq names its product retinol dehydrogenase 12. The transcript is spliced from 7 exons. The coding region runs from base 99 to 992 and encodes 297 amino acids. Lineage: Eukaryota; Metazoa; Chordata; Actinopteri; Pomacentridae. The record is from RefSeq and is a predicted model, not a curated record.